CUCUUAGGCGACAGCUGAGCAUCACAAGUACUCUCUGUAUAUUUGUGAAUCUAAAGGACAAGUGUAUCUGUAUGCAAUUCUGUUUGGAUACAAGGGCAUUCUGCAAGUCCUGGCUCUGCUCCUGGCUUUCCGUACUCGCGAUGUGAAGGUGAAGGGUCUGGAUGACUCUGUGUACAUUGCUGCUUCUGUGUACGUCACAAGUAUUGUGUUGACUGUCAUCAUUGUCUCCACCUACACUGUGAGGGACUAUGUGAAUGCCUACCCAGCUGUGGUGGGAAUGGGGUUACUGCUGGGAACCACCAUGAUCCUCGGACUCGUCUUCAUACCAAGGAUGGUAGGUCUGCAUAAGGACCCCAAGGGAGAGAAAAUCAGUACACUUGGAACAUCUGGUCUGAGGGAUGAUUUAGCUUCUGACAAAUCAUCGGAUACCGAGCUAAAGAUGCUUCGUCACAGGGUUAUUCAACUUGAAAAUAGUCUCAAGAAGCAUGGUGUAGCUGAUGCUGACGUGUUGGAGGAAAAUGUGGGGCAAAGUGACACGGAGAAUACCUUAUAAAAAUUUAACGAUGAUGGAACUCCUUUUGCAUUAUAGUGUUGUAGAAACUAGUAGCUAAGCAUUGUCAAGUCAUUUAUGUCAGUACUUUUGUAUGUAUUUUCGUGUGUACUUUUACUCUAUGCCAGGGAGGAAUGUCAUAGAUAUGCAUUCAUGCACUGACUGGUUGUUAGAUACUGUUGCAUCCCUUUUACUUUAUUUAUACUUCAUUUCCUGUGUACGUAAAGAUUACUUUACCAAUAAUUGUCAAUCAAUGCUAACUUAA
Geodia barretti is the source of this 815-nucleotide messenger RNA. Lineage: Eukaryota; Metazoa; Porifera; Demospongiae; Tetractinellida; Geodiidae. The record is from the annotation of a GenBank genome assembly.